AUCUGGUGCUAACACCCACCGUUGUUCUGACCACAUCAUGUGCCAAUUCGAACUGAAACACUAUGUACAACCGAAGCGCCGGCUUCACACGCCAUCCAGCGGCGACCUGCAAGACGCCGCCGUCGUAUUUGUAUUUCUUGUCGUCCUUGAUCCGGCAAGUCGCUGGAAUGCUUCUUGGCAGGCUGGCAGCCUGCCAGCCGUCGCGAUCCCCUCUGCCUCUUCGGACGGCAUUGAGCGCCACCGACGCCAUACUGCCAAACACGCCAUCUCCUCGCGGACAGCCGCGCCAGCAGUCCAGGCUUGACUUGCGACUCGCCCGCUCGCACCGAUCGCCGCCCACAUAAGCGCAACCGCUUCUCACCUCUUUUGAUCAUCCGCUACUCACUCAUGACGAUCGUGCAGCCUCACCCGCCCACCACAUCUCCUGCGCCCAAAGGCGCGUGCAGGCCCGCCCUCGACCCGGCGGUGUGCACGCUCGACACGAAGGCGCACCCGGCGAUCCUCAAGCGCCUGAUCGCGCUCUCUCCGCACGCGGGUAAGCUCGCGUUCCGCGCCGCGUCGCGCACCUCACGCGACCUCGCGGACGCGGCGCUCUUCGCGCACGCCGUCAUAGUCCAGUGGGGCAGUGCGGGGUGCUACGCGAAGCCGCCGACAUCGCUAUUCGCGCUCCUCUCCCCCGCCGGCGAUGUGCUGCCCGGCAAGCCGCUGGCGGCAAACAAUGCGGCGUGGGCACGCCGCCUCGCCCACACCCGCGUGCUGGACAGCACGGUCCGCCUUCCGAGCUUCCAGUGGGAGACGGUCGUGCACGCCUGGCCGCAGGACUUGGGCCGGCCGCGCGUGCUGCGCCGCCUCGUCGCCGGCGGCCUGUGGCGCGGCGCGCCACCCACCGUCGUCGACCUUGUCGUCCUCUCGCCCCUCUCCCUCGCAUCGUCUCUCGGCCAAGACAUGCUCACCGCUGCACUCACCGCCUCGCCCCGCAAGCACGUCAUCAACGUCCUCGUCGACGCGAGCUACCGCGGCGCAUUCUUCCCCACCGGCUCGGCCGGCGAGGCAUGCCGUAACACCGCCGUCCUCAUCUUUGCUCCCCUGCCGCACGGCGCCCUCCGCCGGCAUCUCACCUACCCCGGCGACGACACGCCGGUGCCCUCGCGCAUUAUGAACCUCACAAGCGCGACUGAGGACAUCUUCGACUCGCUCGCCGCCAUCGUUUCUUCCGGCGUAUACACCUCGUAUCUGUUUGUGGGGCUGCACGAGCUCGACCCACAGCUUCUCGGGCUCGGCGGGGGCGGGGGCGGGGGCGACGGAGGCCUCGAGCUUUUUGCUGGCGUACUCAAGUCCCGCAUCCUCGACGUUGUGCGCGAACGACAUAGCCGCUCGUCUGCGCUUGGACUCGCGCAUGUCUCUGCGGCCUCACUCGAGAACUCGCUCGCCCUGCUCUCACACGCCGAGUAUCGCGCCGCUGUCGGCGAUGGGACUUACACGAUUGAGACGUGGCCCCAGGCCCCGGCGCCCUGGUGGGUAGCGUGAGCGGCGUAGGUUGUGAGUUCCGCCGGGGAGUCAAAAGGUGUGUACGGUCGAGGUCCAUCUGAGGCUCGUAUGUCGGUAGUCGGAAGUUCGCGGGAAGUGCAGUCAAAGAGGAAGAGGAAGAAAUGUACUGUAUGGUGCGAUGGUGA
Cutaneotrichosporon oleaginosum is the source of this 1673-nucleotide messenger RNA. RefSeq lists its product as uncharacterized. Lineage: Eukaryota; Fungi; Basidiomycota; Tremellomycetes; Trichosporonales; Trichosporonaceae. The record is from RefSeq and is a predicted model, not a curated record.